UACUGGACUUACACUCCGGAAACGACCUCACGGUAAGACACCCUUGGCUAUUUUACUCUUCAGUCUUUCCCCACCCGCUCAUACAUUAUCCCCAAACAUAUCUGCCCGCUUCCCUUCCUCAUCAGCCUUUCUGUCGACAUUGAUUGUGUUCAACUGUUAUAAUUCACUCUUUUUUCUCUCUAAUUUCCUCCGAUCAUCUAUUAUGCCAGAAGUCUAAUCUCCAUCUCACAGAAACUCAAACUUGAAUCUUGCUCUCCACGAUUCAGCCGCCCCUUGCAUUUUCAUUUCCAUCCAUAAUGGCACCUACUCAUCGUCGUGGACCCUGGGUCCCGGAGGAGGAUCAGCUACUCCUACAGUUGGUUCGCGAACAAGGCCCCAACAACUGGGUUCGUAUUUCUCAGCACAUGCACUAUCGCUCUCCCAAGCAAUGUCGGGAGCGAUUCCACCAGAACCUAAAGCCCUCACUAAACCGCGAGCCGAUUUCGGCUGAAGAAGGCUUGAUGAUCGAGCGCAUGGUGAAUGAGAUGGGCAAGCGGUGGGCCGAAAUUGCCCGGCGUCUGGGGAAUCGUAGCGACAAUGCGGUCAAGAACUGGUGGAAUGGCAGCAUGAACCGCAAGAGGAGAGGCCUGCCCACUUCUCCUCACUCUGGACGCACUCUUCACGGACGGAUCGAAGCUCCCUAUGCACGGACUUCUCUGGCGCUGAGCAGCCCCGUUAGCCGAUCCCGCUACUCCUCUAUCUCCAGCGAGAGACCGAUUUCCUCCUGGACCAAGUCUUCCUCUUCCCGCCGGGAAUCCUUCUCAGCAUCUUCCAUCAACUGCCCUCGGCAGUUGACGCCCAUCUUCACCCUUCCCGCCCUGAACCGCCCAGUGGAAACACCUUUGACCUCGCCCACCUACUCAGAUGCACCCUCAAUGGAGCCACCGUCGAUGGUCUCGGAUCACAACUCCGUCUCUUCCUCGCCCAGAACCGUCGCCUCUCCUCAAAUUCUCCCUGUGCCGGUGGAUAUGCGACACCUCUAUGGCGAUGCUCGCAGACAAAGCGCAUCAUCCAUGCAAACCACCGACGAAAGCUACCUCCCCAAUCCCUACUACGGAACCAAAACUCUGGAACCCCUUUCAGAUCUGUCUUUCAAGCAACGAUGGACUUCCGACUACCAGCCGUGGAACCGACCAUUUUCCUUAUCGUCACCUACCUGGUCUGUCGCUUCAGAAGAUAAGACCGGAUCGCCACGUGAUUCCCGCAUGGGUCUGCAAAAUCUACUCAAUUGAUUAACGACGGUCCUUUCGUUGACCUGCUGAGAACGAUUGCAUGACUCCUUUUACUUCACCACGACACCUCCAGCCAUUUCUCUGUAUACUUGAGAGCUCCGACCGACCCUUGUCACUCUUUCCUGAUUGUCUUCCCUAUCUUUCCUUUGUCUUCAUACC
Aspergillus japonicus CBS 114.51 is the source of this 1430-nucleotide messenger RNA. It is a transcript of the gene flbD, whose product is annotated as putative MYB family conidiophore development protein FlbD. The coding region runs from base 297 to 1271 and encodes 324 amino acids. Gene Ontology annotation, biological process: positive regulation of transcription by RNA polymerase II; mitotic cell cycle. NCBI's taxonomy places the organism in Eukaryota, Fungi, Ascomycota, Eurotiomycetes, Eurotiales, Aspergillaceae. Gene Ontology annotation, cellular component: nucleus. The record is from RefSeq and is a predicted model, not a curated record. The transcript has a single exon. Gene Ontology annotation, molecular function: DNA-binding transcription factor activity, RNA polymerase II-specific; RNA polymerase II cis-regulatory region sequence-specific DNA binding.